GGGGGUCGGCGUGGGGGCGCAAUCUCCAGCUAGCCCCGCGUCGACCGAGCCCAGGCAGCCGGGCUCGCCACGGCGUCGCGGCGAUCAGGCGGAUGACCUGCUCGCGGACAUCUUCGAUGACCCCGAGCCGCCGGCGCGCGCGUGCGCCCCCAGCCCCGCAGCGGCAGCGCCGACGGCCGAGGAGGCCCGCGCGGCCGAGACGGGGGCGCCGGUGGAGGGGGCGGCCGCGUCCGUGGAGGAGCAGGUCGCGCCGGCGCACAUGGUGAUCGCGGCGCCGAUGGCCGUGGAGGAGAGCUGCGCGGCCGACGCGGGGGCGCCGGCGGAGGGGGCGGCCGCCCCCGCGGGGGAGCAGGUCGCGACGGCACGCGUUGUGAUCGAGAACGUGAAUGCUCUCCCCUCUGGCUCAAGGGACGACAUGAGCAAGCACUUGGAGGAGGUCAUGGAUAUUUCCGAGCUCGAGGGCGUCGACUUCCACGGGGGCGACACCCUGGCCAAGAUAUCUGGCGUUGACGUUGCCGAGGAGAUGACGCUGGAGGAGGAGCUGUUCGCCGUCGGCGCCUCGCUUCCUGAGGUGGGCGUGGACUUCGAGGUCGACCCCGAACUCGAUGGGGAUGGCGGCGGGCCGUCGCCGCCGCUAUCCGAGGACGCGAUGGCGGCGGCCGUCUCCGCUGGUUGCUCACCUUUGCGCCGUGCGAUCCGUCAGUACGUCGACAAUCUCCACGGCCCCCUGAGGCUCGACUUCGUCAGGGCCAUCGUGGCCCUGGACAGCCGCCUGGCCCUGGACGGCGACAGGGAGUCGGAGAUCAGCGUGGGCACCCUCUUCUCCGGGUCCGACAUA
Molecule: messenger RNA, 838 nt
Organism: Prorocentrum cordatum
Lineage: Eukaryota; Dinophyceae; Prorocentrales; Prorocentraceae
Source: the annotation of a GenBank genome assembly